This is a messenger RNA of Ceratina calcarata, 6657 nucleotides long. Its product is annotated as receptor-type tyrosine-protein phosphatase T. The transcript is spliced from 31 exons. Bases 158 to 6046 code for a protein of 1962 amino acids. The record is from RefSeq and is a predicted model, not a curated record. Lineage: Eukaryota; Metazoa; Arthropoda; Insecta; Hymenoptera; Apidae. Gene Ontology annotation, molecular function: protein tyrosine phosphatase activity; protein binding. Gene Ontology annotation, biological process: protein dephosphorylation; motor neuron axon guidance.
AGCGCGAUCAUCGGUUGCUGCGUCGCAUGAUUUAAAUUGACAGUAUGACAACAAAACUUAAUCGUGAUCCUCUUAGCGGCUAUCUUUAAUCGUACCGAAGCCAUUUUAUUGUGAUAGUGAUAAUCUGAAAGCAUUGUGCAUAGUAAAACAAUUUACAAUGAACGUGUUGGCGUUACUAUUUAUCGUGGCGCAACAAACUAUAAUUUCUGGACGAUUGACAGUGUUGAAAGGAAAAGAAACAAUUGCGAGGUAUACACAUAGCAGUAGAAAACUCUUAUGCGUAGCGGAGGAUGAUGGUGCAGGUUUAAUAUGGAAUAGUAAUUUAAACUGGGUGUACCCUUCGUAUGAGUUGUCCGACAGAGGCGGAAACACUGACUUUCAGUAUCUGAAUGCGUAUAAAAAAGAGGAAAUAGAUUGCGAUUUAAACGCGCACGAUAAUUGUAUGGAAACCUGGAACGCCACAGGCUGGAAUCUAACAAAUUCUCGUGAAACGCCUAUGGGUCCAGUGCUUGAUCGGCGGUGGGAAGGCUUCAGGGAGUAUAAUAAUUUUGGCAGUCUGAACGAAUAUCGUCUAUUAUACAAGUUACGAAAGUCUGGUACAUUUGUGGUUUCAAUUCGUGGAUCAACGGACGCUCAUAUUUUGUUGUGUGACACCGAACAGUAUAAUUUAGAUUUCUGUUAUUGGAUAAUUAUCGGUGGAUGGUCCAACAAGGAAUCCGUAAUCCGAAAAUGUGCGAUGGGCGUACCACAGCCUAUGACUUUUCCUAUCGAGCCCACGUGUGCUCAAAUUAGAGCUUCCUAUUUCUACGAGACUCUUUCUGCUACUGAAUGGAAGACGUUUAUCAUCACGUGGGACGAAAAUUCGAAAACUAUUUCAGUUUACGAUACCGAAAAACUGUUGAUGUCGUAUAUAGACAACGAUGGACGGUCGCGAGAGAGAACUUCUUUUUAUAAUUUAUUCGUAAGAAGUCCCAAGUAUAUGCUUUUCCGAUUUCAUACAUAUAGUUUUUUUUACACGACCGAUUUAAAAUCGGAACUGACAAGUCCUGUUUUAAACAUAAAGUCUAGGAACCUUUGCAUAGAAUUAAUAAUUGGUCUGUGUGCGGAAUGUAAGAUGGAAAUAAUGUUGGUUGACUCUAUUCGUGAAAAUAACCAAGAGAGCUUAGAAAUAGUAGAAGGAUCGAGGGUAAAUGGUGUCCACAAACUGGCGACGUGGCAAUACGUUCGAAUCAAUAAAACAAUUUCAGCUGACUUGGGAAAAUCUGUCAAAAUUAAACUAAUACCGGGCGUUGAAGAUAUGGCCCUCAGCGAAUUACUGUUUGCCGUGGCAAAUGUUCGCAAGUGUCCACCAGUAGAUACUUUAAGAUACAGUACCAUGGAAGCUACGCAAGAUUACCAUGAUUAUAAAUAUUUCUGGCCAAACGUAACGUGUCAAAAAUUGUCCUAUAAUGAGAGCAUCCUCGUUAAUGUCGUGUCUGAUGUUAAAAUUGAUCAAGUAUUCGAUGAUACGGCUUGUCCUAAGGGUAAGGUGGGACCUUAUUGUUCUAUAAAUUGCUACGAACACUUGGAGAACAAUGCUGACUGCAGAGGAACAGUAAUUUGCGAUACAAAGGGUUGCACGUGUCCAGCAGGAUUUCUGGGAACCGACUGCCACUCUUACUGUGACGUCGGUCAGUACGGGUACGGUUGCAACGAAACCUGCGGCUUGUGUCUUCAAGACAAUUGUGAUUUCCUAACAGGCUACUGUACAACUGGCUGCGACAAUUCUAAACGAUUCUACGUACCACCCUUUUGUAAAAGAGGGAUCGACGCCCCAUCGGCGCCGAAGAUUGAUUUUAUUAAUGAAACGGUCGUUCGCGUGAUUCUUCCGAUGAAAGAAGAAUACAAAUUAUUACCCUCCGGGUAUCAAUAUGUUCUACAGAGAGCAGGAAUGCUUCAAAUUGGAGAUUAUAAUGAAAUCUCGAAUAAUAGUUCGAUAAUAAUGGGCUACUUUGAUCGUUUGGAACCCGGUAUAUCUUACAGAAUUUCUUGCACAUUAACGGUUAACAAUCACAGUAUACACGGAGAAUGGGCCAAUUUCGCAACUCGUUGCGCUUCAACCACCAACUUCGUUAUACAAGUAGGAAACACUAGUCUGACACUAACAAAGAAUAAACAAGUGGAUCCCUUAUAUUCUUGUCCAAGUAAAUGGUACGACUUCCUAUUUGAGAAUAUUGAAACAAGUACUGAAAUAAGCAGAGGAAGCCUGACUAAAUUACCGUACGAGUUUACACAUUUGAUACCCUACACCUUAUAUAAAAUCACGGUUAGCAAAGGAAUAGCGGUUCUCUUUUCACAGCAAGUUCGCACUCUUGACGGAGCGCCGUCAGAAGUAAGGAAUGUUAGUAAGAUAUUUACAUCAAAUGAGGAAAUCAUAUUAAAAUGGUAUCCCCCGCUGUAUCCGAAUGGAAACAUACGAGAAUACAGAGUUGCGCUGCAGAUCAAAACGUAUUUUGGCUGUGAUGAUCUAAAGAUUCAGUCGCCUAAAAACGACAGUGUCAUUAUCUCUACCACGACUCAUAGUGUUACAUUCUCAGAUCUGCGUCCCUAUACGUCUUACGUCGCAGAAAUCGUAGCCUAUACUUCCCACCGCGGAUUAAAACUACAAGUAGAAUUCUCUACUAAUCAGACAGAAAUGCCAACGACCGUUUAUACAAAUUUAAGAUUUCACGACUACGUGCUCAUGUGGGAUGCACCACAGGAUUGCACUACAAUUUCCGGUCCUAUUAUCGCAAGAAUUAAUAUUACUGGUGUUGGCAAAGCGGUGGCGAAUCACGUUAUUAUAAAACAAACUGUAAAAUAUUCUCUCAACUUAGACAGUGACCUCCUUGGCUCCGAAAUGUACGAAGCACGGAUUUACGCAAUUAGGGAUUAUAAUAAACAAUAUAAUCCACUUCGAUACAAUAGCCUGACAUUUACUACUCCCCCUAAAGCUCCGCCACCAGUAAGAUCCCUCGAAAUUUAUGAAACCGAUUUCAUAACUAAACAUGUGCAUUUAAGAUGGCUAGAACCAAAACCACCUAUGAAUGGAGAGCUAGCAAGUUAUAUCGUCAGCCAAUGCCAGUUGACUUGCAAAACUAUAUUGGAGAUACGAGCAGCAGAUCGUUGUGAUCUGUGGAGUACACACAUCUGUGCGACUGUUAAACAGCUUGAUCCAGAAAGAAAAUACAUUAGUGUCUCAGCAAUGAACGUAAAUGUGUCAAUGCCAGGUGACGCGAUUUUCGUGCAAAUUACUUGGACUGAUAUUACCCCCGAAGCACCAGAGACUUUCCUCGUCGAGAAUCUCGAGGACGGUGUAGUGAACCUGACCUGGACCCAUCCUUGGAGAACAGGGGAGCACCUUCAGAAAUUCAUAAUCAGCGUUCAAAUGAUAUCGUCGAAUCUUAGAAUGGAAAUUAAUCAAUCCCAAAGAGGCGUCAUUCAUGAAUACAAAAUCGAAAAAUAUCAAUUAACGUACAACGAAAAAUUGUAUCUAUUACCCUCGUCUGCUUAUAAAAUUUCCAUUCAAGCUGUUACGAUUGCGGAAGUGUACGGCGAAACAAAAGUUACAAAAGUAGAAACGUCUUUAGCUAUAAAAUUCGAAAAUGAGUUGAGAGCAGACGUACGCGAUUCAGAUUCGAUGAUCUUGUUACACAUUCCUAAAGUUUUAAAUGACACGAAACAAAGUACAAUGCACGUGAUCGUAAAAGGUUCACAAGCAUGCACCGAUGAGAAACUCCCUGCCUACCUAAGCGAAAAAACAGGCAUCGAACAUCACGACGAAGCGUGGUACGCCGCCUCGUUCCCCAACGAUGAGCUUGCUGGUAAGACGUUUGUAAUAGGUGACAACAAGAUUUACGGCAGUGGAAGGAAUUGCCCGUUGAAGCCCACCGAAUCCUACGUAAUAGCGAUCGUUGUGUUAACUGAUGAAAAAUCGAUGAACGGUAUAGUUGCGAAAACAGCAUCGAUUCGUAUCGGCGAGGUGCCGAGGCAAAAACACGGAGCUUGGCUUAUUCCGAUCACGAUAAUUCUUAUCAUCGGAGCCACGAUUUUUUAUUUUUAUCAAAGGAGAAAAAGAUCCUCGAAAAAAGUAGACCUACAAAGGGAAGCGGGUUUUGUAUACAAUAGUAAAAGUUCCGAAGUGAAAUUGAAUCCGUCUUGUUCGAGUCGAUCUUUAACUAGCGCUUCUACUUUGUCGGAUAAAGAACUUCUUUCGCGCGUAAGCACGCCUCACGACGGCAACGCGAUGAAUGUGAACGAUAUUAAUAAUCAUCAGAGAGAAGAACGAAUGUCACUGGUAAAGGUGAAGGAUUUCGAAGACUAUGUGAGACAAGUUAUUGAUUCUGGAUUGUUGGAUAAGCAAUACAGCACACUUCCAAGAGGACAAACAAAACCAUGGGAGUACGGAAAGCUGGCAGAGAACAAACCAAAGAAUCGAUAUGCAAAUCUCAUAGCGUACGAUGAGAAUCGUGUAGUAUUGGAAAAACUUCCAGACGAUCCGUACUCGGAUUACAUUAACGCUAAUUACAUCAAGGGUUACAAAAAAGACAAAUUCUAUAUUGCUACGCAAGGACCAAAAGCUAAUACAGUCAUCGAUUUUUGGAGAAUGGUCUGGCAGGAAGAGGCUUACGUGAUUUGUAUGAUUGCGAAUUUAGUCGAAGGGGGAAAGACAAAAUGUGAACAAUAUUGGCCUGAUACCGGGAAAAAGAAAAAGUACGGCGAUAUAAUUGUUUUCAAUGCAAACAACACUGUGUUUGCACAUUAUACGAUCCGUACGUUGCACGUAUCGUAUGGAGAUGAGGCUCGUAAGAUCGAGCACUUGCAUUAUACAGCGUGGCCAGAUCAUGGCAUACCCUUAUUUACGCAUUCGGUGGUAACAUAUUUAAAGAAGCUUUUGGCAACACCACUUCGAAAUGGACCAGUUGUGGUCCACUGCAGCGCAGGUGUCGGUAGAACUGGAACUAUUAUUUUAUGCGACAUUUGCCUCCGACGGGCUGCCGCAGAAGGGGUAAUAGACGUAUUUUCGGAAGCAAAGGUGAUUAGAAGUCAAAGGCCUAACAUGGUGGACAACAAACAACAAUACUUGUUAGCGCAUUUAAUACUCGUGGAGAGUCUACUAUCUUUACCCACCUCUUUGCCAUGUAACGAAUCUCUACCAGCAAAAAUUAAAAGCCUCAAAGAACAUUUGGAAAUUCAACGAGAUAGUUUAGAAAAAGUAACUUGGCAAGAUAAAGCUCUUCGACCACCGACUAAUCAGCAAACUCUAUCAGAACGGAACCUUGCCAAAAACAGAUUUCCAGAAUUGGUUUCAGCGAAUGUCAACAGACUAUAUUUAAAGAGAUAUCCGCCGACAGACGAAGACAGCGAUUACAUAGCCGCUGUUUACGUAGACGGUGUAAGAUUGCAGAAUCAGUACCUAGCCACGCAGUUACCGAUGCCCACGACAUUUAGCGACUUUUGGAGAAUGAUCGCUGAGUAUAAAGUGGAACUGAUCAUCGUACUACAACCACCAGAUUUGACAGAUACAACAUGCUGUCCCAUUGUUCCAUGUGGAGAAUUCAAACCGGUGCCGUACAUAAACAUUCGUGCAAAAGAAUUUACUGAAUCUGAACAUUAUACGACACAAGGAUUGAUACUGAUCGAUAAUUCGGAAAAGCCUGUUACGGAACAAGAGGUAACAAUUUUGUGCUCUACCAAAUGGAAAGCUGGCAGAAACCAAGAUCCUCCCGAGACCAUGUCGCUGGUAACGCUGUGGAAAACAGCGAUGAGAAUAUCGAGAGAGGAGGGACCUAUCGUUGUUCUCUGCCACGACGGCGUAACCGGCUGCGGACUUUAUUUAGCUCUAAGUUUCCUGCUAAAAAGAAUGACUAUAGAAAGUGAAUGCGACGUUUGUUUGGCAAUUCGCACAAUCAGAAAAUCGCGGCCCGAUUUCGUCAAUUCUUUGGAACAGAUGGAAUACCUGUACGAUGCAGCAAUUACGUAUUUAAUGUACUUUGAGAACUCGGAGACGUAUGCGAACUUUCCAUGAAUAAUCGCAUCAUUAAUCGGACAUCGACGGCUAGAUGUGUUGCAUAAACCGACGCGAUUAAUUUGAACAAGACUGCACUCGUGACUUUCCUAAACUUGCGUAUCGUUCAAACUAUGUAUAAAUUACAUCGUUACGUAAAUGCUUGAUAUUGAAUUAGUGUAUCUCCGAUUUUCCAAUUUUCUGUCGCUUUCCUACGGUCAAGGCAAACGACAUUCGUUCUCACGAACGUCUUCACAUGAUAUAUCAGAAGAUAUGUAUAAAAUAAUCAUUCCGCACCGUAAACUACUAUCUACCGUUCGUACAAAGAAGUAUCUUCCACAAGUUAAAUAAUCGUAAUAAUAAUUGAUGGGAAUAUAAAAGUUUCGCAGCGAUGUUAAAGCAUCGAUCAAAGAGGGUACACAACUUAUGAACGAGAUGAUUGGAAAUUAUGAAUAAAAUAAGUACUCACAAGGUCUGAAGACAAGCUCAUCUGCUACGGCUCGCGAGGUGAUGACGCCAUAAUCCACUUUCGCGCCAAACAUCACUAAGUUGGAUGAUUCUCUUCACAUCGUUGUUUAAACGUCUCCGAGUAUUCGUACUGAACAAUAAAAUAAGAAUUGAUCACUUUUCUA